Messenger RNA from Nasonia vitripennis (jewel wasp), 2926 nucleotides. RefSeq lists its product as uncharacterized. Gene Ontology annotation, biological process: cilium assembly. NCBI's taxonomy places the organism in Eukaryota, Metazoa, Arthropoda, Insecta, Hymenoptera, Pteromalidae. The coding region runs from base 142 to 2349 and encodes 735 amino acids. The record is from RefSeq and is a predicted model, not a curated record. The transcript is spliced from 12 exons. Gene Ontology annotation, cellular component: ciliary transition zone; ciliary basal body.
AUACUGAAUUUUCUCUGGAAUAAUCUUAUAUAUGUGUAUGGAGGAAUAUUUUCGUUGUUGAAUUAAGAUUUGCCAUUUUGUGGUGUGGAUGGUUUCGGCCGUAUAGUUAAUUGGAGCUCGUGAAGAAGAGGAAUCAAGAUCAUGGACAGAUUAGCAUUGUAUUCAUGGGGCGCCAAUUCGCACGGGCAGUUGGGCCUAGGCGAUAUCAAGGAAGACGAGGUUCUGGCACCUCGAAAAGUCUGCGUUUUUCCCUCAGCCAUGCGCCUGGAUGAAGUGAUCAAGAUGGUCGGAGGAGCUGGUCACACUCUGUUCCUGGACCAACGAGGUCAAGUCUUCAGCUGCGGCUGGAACGACAAAGGCCAGGCAGGUGUUCCGACGUGUUCCUCGACUUUUCAAAAGGUGGAAGCUCUCAGCAACGAGAGGAUCACCGACGUAGCCUGUGGAUGGGACUCGUCCAUGGCUUUAACCAGGGAAGGAGACGUGUUCGUCUGGGGGUCGAACUCUCAUGGUCAGCUGGGCUUGAGAGACGUGGACAAGGUUUCGGAGCCUAGAAAAUUGGUAGGGGAAGUGGACGGACGAAAAUUUCAACGGAUAUCGAUGGGUCUGAGACACUCGGCUAUCGUGUCGACGGACGGCGAACUGCUGGUCAGUGGAGCUUCGAACAAGGGUCAACUGGGAGUCGAUCUUCAAGGCGCUCGAUGCUCCGAGUCCUUCCUAACAGUUUCAGAUUUACCUCCCGUCAGAGAAGUCGCCUGCGCUCAGCAUCACACCGUUGCCAUCAGCCGUGAUAACCAGCUGUUCGCUUGGGGCGACAACAAACACGGCCAGUUGGGGAUCGACCCACAAAAGGGGAAAAUCGUAACGACAGCCGCGAAAGUCGAGAAUGGCUCGGAAGUCAACAACACGAGCAGGAUAUACUGCGGUUGGACGCACACUUGCCUCUAUUCCUCUGUGCUGUACUCCUGGGGACGAAAUUCGUACGGUCAAUUGGCCCGACCGAAGGAUACCCCAGUGAGCGAGUGCUGGAAAGCAGGCGUAGCUCUAAACGAUGAUCUUCACUCGAUAUCCGUCGGAUCCGAGCACAAUAUGGCUCUCACUGGUAGUAGCGGCACCGUGUUGGCGUGGGGCUGGAACGAGCACGGAAACUGCGGAACCGGCAGUACGCAGGAUGUAUUUAGACCCACGGAAGUAAAACUACCUGCGGCUAGUUUAAUAGGAACCGGUGCGGGUCACUCGUUCGCGCUUGUUUAUAAUCAAUAUACAGCUAUAUACUCAACUGUUAUUCCAUUGCUGGCGCUGCCAUGCCGCCGCGAUCGAAACAAAUCGCUCCGGCCUAGUUUCAGACGCGAGACGUCGUCGUCAAGUGUAAUCAUGUUCCGCGCCAGGUCUCAGAGCAGCAUUGGCGACAGCGAGCGCGAGGCGAAAUUCGUGCAGGAGAGGAUCGACGCCGUGGAAAAGCACUUCGCGGAGCUGUGUUCGGUCUUCGCUGCGUACACGAGAAAGGCCGCGAGGUUGAGGGACAAGAACGACGAAGUUGCCAAGACGAUACAGACUUACGCCGACGCCGAGGAUAUCAAUCGAUCCAUGAGCACGUGCCUCGUCAACUUUGCCAAUACCCUGUCCGUCGUAGGCGAUUACAGCGACGCCCAGGUCCAGAGGCUGAACAGCAAAGUCGUCGCGCCUUUGUCGCAGUACCAGAACACCUGUAAACGAGCCAAGGAAAACGUCAAAAGCACCUUCGCAGCCCGAGAUGAGGAGCUCAAACGGAAGCGAAUGUUGGAGAAGGUCCGCGAGGAGAACCCGAAGAACCAGCAGCGAAUAUCCCAGGCCAAGUCCAACUUGAUGAAAGCGACCGUCGAAGUUUCCCGAGUCGUCAAGGGCCUCGAGGAACAGAUCGACUCGUUCGAGAAGCAGAAGUUGCACGACAUAAAGACGAUACUUCUGAGCUUUGUCACUGUCCAGCUGAGUUUUCACGCGAAAGCCGUCGAACUGCUCACCAAAGCCUACCAGGAUGUCGCGGAGAUCGACGAGGCUCAGGACUUGGAGGAAUUUCGAGAGACUAUGAAGGCGACGGAGUCAUCGACGAAGUUGAGCGCGGUCAAGAAAUCCGGUUUCCGUCAAGCUUGCUCCUUGAUGAAUCUGCACAAUCGGUUCUCCCCGUCGCCGAGCAGUCUGCGGAAAGGAAAGGCUCACAAGACUACGGAAUCUUUGGAUUCAUCGAAAACCGGCCACACGAAUUCGUCGGAAUCGGUGCAAGUGGAAGAGUACGACGAGAGCACGGACGACUCCGAAGAAUCCUCUUCGAUACGCGAUAAAAAAUCAGUGAGAUCUAGACUAAAGACUAUGUGAAUGUAGGUAACUAAUGCGUCACGUAUUUUCAACGCCUUGUAGAGAAAGUUAGCCGCGCGAGGAGACAGAGAGGAGAAGAGAAGUCGCUUGAUCCUGAAGAUGGUUCCUGCCCUCGCGAGGUAUCAGAAGAAUCUGACGUCGUCCCUGAUACACAGUAUCAGCUACUCUUGACGAGAAUGAAUACAAGUGACUUGAUUUUUUCAUAAAAUGUAUUAUUAAUUUACAAAAGUUUGUACAUUCGAAUGUAUAACAUACAACAUGCAAGAAAUAGACUCAUAAGUUAAAGUUCAUGUCAUUGUACUUGGUGCAUAAUUGCAUAAUCGGUGAUUCAUCAAUCAAUCUAACUUUGUAUGGUGAGAUUAUCGGAUGACAUGUUUUUCAUGGCUCUCAUUUUUCAGCACCCUCAACUCCAGCUUGCGUCAUAAGGUCACCUAUGUUCUUCUCCAAAUCAUCUAUCCUGUUUCCCAUUUCAUCUAGUGUUUAUUAUUAAGGAAUCAUCAUGUAAAUAAGUGUGUCAACUGCAGUGUAAAUAGUAUAACAAACAAAAAAUUUCAAAUAAAUUCAUAUAAGAAAGAAA